AUGAUCAAGCCUCCUGCUAUGGGCGUCUUCGCCCGCGACCCACCACCACAGGGUAGAGGCCCGUCUUCAUCAUCCACACCAUCUUCGUCCACGUCACAACUACAGUCACAGUCAACCAACCAUGCUGUCUCGCCGCAUGAUGCUGCCUCUGCCAAUCCCUCACGGACCAUCACACAUCCCGAUUCCCUUGCAGCUGAUGAGCUUGCCUCAAAUCCCACCAACCAGGAUGACGAGACAAUACAGGACGACGACGAUCAAGGCACUGUCGACGAAGAAGCAGGCAUCAUCCGCUGUAUCUGUGCAUGCGACGAUGACGAUGGCUUCACGAUUCAGUGCGACAGAUGUCUUGUCUGGCAGCAUUGUGCAUGCUUUGGCAUGUCGCAAGCUUCCGUACCUGACGAGUACCUUUGCGAGCAGUGCGAGCCACGACCUGUCGAUGUCGCCUUUGCUCAAGCCCAUCAGCAGAAGCGAAAGAACAACGAAGCUCGCAAAGCGCUUAUGGACCGCAACUUGAGACGACAAGCCCAGGCACUUUCGUCGACUGCCUACAAUCAGACCUUUCAAGAACCUCUUUCGUCUCCCACUUCCAGCAUACAUCUUUCCACCAGCACAGUCUCUGUCGACGACCCUUUUUCAGCCGCCACACAGCCGAACACCAACCUUGCAGCAUCUUCUUCAACUUCGGCAGCAGCAGCAGCAGCUCGCUCCCGCAAGCCAAGUCAGGCUCUCGACCUCAGCAAUACCCAGUUUGUCGUUCCCGAGGUCCCUGCCAGUGCCGGUGCGGCACAGCGAGGUGGAAAGCAGCGCAAAGGUCAAAAGGCUUCACGUCGAGGCUACGAGACACCUUCCUCCGUAUCAACACCAGUUCGGGGCGUGUUCACACCGGCUAGCUCUCAUGAACGCUUAGAUGAUCCCUUUGAUGCAGCAGAACAGCUCGAAGCAUGGCAAGUCGAAUUUACUCCCAUCAACAAGAAUGUCGUGCCAGACCCAUCCAUCAUUGAGAAUUUAGCCGCAGCUAUCCUUGACUGGGAGGAUGGCAGUCCACUCAAAGGUGCUCCUGGGCCAGCAGCUCGUGUUGUCGUCCCAACAGCUUCGAUGCAUACUCGCCAUGCAGCUGCUUCCAAACUUGCUUCUGCCGACGGCUACCCAGCUUCCUCGUCCGCAUCAUCCCCAUCAUCACCCUCACCACGUAAUCCAAGCUCACCGACCGCACCCGACUUCCCCGCUGGCAUCUCGGCUGUAGGAGAAGAGUGCGUUCCUAUCGAAUUGACAGGACCUUCAUUAGCAGACCUCGCAUGCCGCACAUACGUCAAGCAAAUCUCAGAGUCGGCCUCAGCAGGUGUCUUCAGCAAUGUGCUUUACGCCAACAGUUCUGCCGAAGAGCCACAGCGAGGAUGGUCUGCUUCUCGCGCCUUCUCAAGACCUGUCAUGCAUGGCCUCUUUGCCGAUGGUUCCAUCCCUGCCGGCGCGUUCAUCUCAGAGUUCCGAGGUGAGCUCUACAGCGCUAAUGCCUACCGUAACGAUCCUAUCAAUCAGUACGCUGCACUGGGUGCAACCAAGCCACAUGUCCAUCUUCUGCCGCCACCACUGAACCUCGCCAUCGACGCGCGAAGAUACGGUAACGAAUCCCGUUUCGCCCGCUUCAGCUGUCACCCCAACGCCGUGCUUCGUCCAAUCUUGUUCCGUGCCAACGGUCAGCCAUCCGCACGAUCACGCACCAGCUCACGAGCACAGUCACCUGCCACUGCCGUAGCAUCAUCCGCCUUGUCCAUGAGACAACUUCGAUAUGCCGAUACCCCUCCUGCUGAGAGUAGGUCUGAAGAGCUACAACUCGUCUUCGGCUUGUUUGCGCUGACUGACAUUCCUCGCACGCACGAGAUCACUUUGGGUUGGGAGUGGGACGAUGCUCACAUUGUUCACUUCUUGCCCGAGUUGGUGCAGAACCCUUACCUCGAGUCUCGCCAAGGCCAUGUUGACGCCGACAAGCAUACAGCCAACAUGGUAGCAUUAGCUGAGAAGGGCGAAUUCCCCUACGCCGACACCGAGUUCUCGGUCAAGAUGAGCACUGUAGCUGCAGCUCUUCUCGGUUGUGUUCUUUGCGCUUGUAUCGGCUCGGCAGCUCCUCCCGGAGGCGGCGGAGGCGCUAGUGCCAACAAUGGACGCAAGCAGGACUGUGCAGUUGCGCAGAUGCUGCGUGUGGGAAACGGCAUGUCUCUGCUCAACGUCACUAUGCCUGGUAAGACGAAUCGCAGAGCAAAGCUGCCGGACUUCUCGCCGCUCGUAGGCAUUCAAAGACACUGGAGAUCCAUCAGCCUUCCACCAACGCCCGAAACCUCAGUCAAGGAGGAAGACUCUCCUCUCGAUUCUUGCAUGCUUGAAGCACUUGCAGCACAUGGCGAAGCAGAGACAAUGCAGUUGCUAGACAGCAUGGAUGUCGACGGCGAGGCUGGAUGUGGCGGCAAUGAAGCCAUCGCAAGGUCAAAUAAAGGUCGACGCCGGGCGAAAGGCAAGCAAGAUCGCAUGGAUGUCGAUGGUGAAGACACCGACUCGGCCGCGACAGAGUCCGAUGAUGGAGACGACACUCGAUCCAUCGCAUCCUCUCUCACAGAUCCACUCUCAGGGCUCAGCGAGAAUGAGACGCUCAGUGACGACCAAGAUGAGGACCUCAUGAACGCUUUGCAGGCAGCCGAUGGCGUCCGACCACGUCGACAAUCUGCCAAACACCGUGAUGCCAGCGCUGUAGAUGUGGAGCUGUCUGGACUCUUCUUGCUUCCUCCCAAGAAGCGAUCCAUGCGAACCCGCAUUAAGGCGAGCAUGGCAUCAGAUGACGAAAAUCAGACAGAACGCGACGACGCCGACCAUGACGAUGAGCACGGCCAGGCUUGUACUGUUAAGAGCAGGAAAGCAACCGACGCUUCAAGCAAGGUCAAGGCCGGUGCGAAGCGCAAAGGCAAGGCGGAUGCAGGGCGCACAGCUCUCGACUUUUCAUCGGAUAAAGACAAGGGCUACGACGGCUAUUCUAUGGAAACCUCAGUCAAGAAGCGAAGAAAGUUUGGCAAUAUUGCCGACCCGAGCUCGCCCCUCUCCUCUGUGCCUUCGCCUGAAUCAGUCGACUCGAAUCUCAGUCCGCCUCCACCAGUACCGCGUCUCUCGGCCAAGCAUCGUCUCGAGAAUCAAAAACGCACGUCUGACAUCGAGCUGUCCAAGAAGAAGCGUGAGGCUAAGCGCGCUCGUGACCGCAAAGCCAGAACGCCAGAGUCAAGAACCAAGGAAUCGGCCUCAAAGCGUCGCAAGAGGGAAGAGGCACGCAUCCAUCGCAACGCUAUCCUCGAUCUUGGCGACACCGAGUCGAGCGAGGAGGACCUGUCGGAAGACGACGAAGAGGGCGAUGACACGGCUGAGCAUUUUCAGAGUGGGGCAUCUACUCCACGCGCAACAAAGGCAGCGCCAGUUUCCCAAAGCCUGGAAACGGCUGCAGCCACCGUCGGGAAGGAGCCAGCCACCGUCGGGAAGGAGCCAGCUACCGCAGACGUGGGUGCAGACAAGAAGGCGAAGAAGCGGGCAACGCCGACUGCAGUCGAGGAUCGCACAUCUGCAGCAAAGAAAGAUAACCCGACCAAGACUAAGAAGGCCCGCCGCAUUCUGUCUGAUUCCGAACCGAGCAGCGAUGAAGAGGAGGGCUCUGUCGCUCCAACCUCAACUGCUCGUCUCGAAGCAGCAUCGUCGCCGAAGGUCGCCAAACAGGAAGACGUCUCGCAGCCUGGGAAGGAUGAGUCCCAGCCUGCCUCAGCCGAUGUAGCACCUAAGGACGACACGGAGACAAAGGUCGCUCCAGAAGUGGAGAGCAAACCUUCGACGGAGACUCCUGCAACCACAGCAGAGCCUGCUCCUGUUGCUGCCCCUGCACCUGCACCAGAGGUUAAGAAAGAGGAACCUACAAGAGUCAAGCUUUCUUUGGCUGAGUACAAGCGCCGACUUGCAGAACGACGCGUUUCGGGGCAGCAAGGUGCCAACUCGACCACACCAGCUCCUUUGACUCCUUCGCUCGCUACUCCUACCUCAGAAGUUGCGCCAUCGCCAUCACCUGCCGUGGGAAAAAGUGACCCUUUGCCCUCCAGCCUGGUGCGACCAUCUGAGCCACGUCUGGCAUCCACUCCCUCGGAAGCCACCGCGUCUACACCAGCUGGACAAACAGCCACAGCUGAGACCUCAGAACCUGGCAAAGCAACAAGUGCAGCGCCACGCGGUAUGCUGUUUACUUCCAUCUCUGCGCCGACAGCCAUUCGCUCAGUCGAGAUUCCCAAGUCGCCUUCUCCUGAGCCUGUCACUGCUUCCUCUGCCACCCAGCAGCAAGGAGCAGCGGUACAAUUUACAGAGGGGACAAGCGCGGCAUCGGUACCUGCACAAACUGGCACAGGAGAUGCUUCAUCACCUGCUUCUGCAAUCAGCAACCUGCCUUGGUCUGUUGGGGCUGGUGGUGAUGCAAGCUCGUUGCUUUAUCGACUCGAGACGCGACAUGCUCGAGCUUCGUCGCUUGUUGGAGGCGAGAAGGAUGGUCAGCAGACCAGUGCUGCAGCAGAUGGAUCCGCCAAGCCACAGAGCACCAACGCGGGAGCUGCGAGAACUCCAGCUGUUAGCGCAUUGGGAGCUCAAUCCCCCUCAUCUGCUCAGUCUGUAUCGACACCUUUGCGAUCGCCUUCACUUGGUCCGACAAGGGUGCAGGCAGGUCGCAUGCCUCCUUCACCCUCGUCAUCCUCGUCAUCCCCGACUUUCAACCCUCCAAGAGCACCAAGAGCGUUUAUGUCUUCGCCCAGCAGCACUUUGCCGACGCCGACCACUGUACCAGUGGCGUCAUCAGCCCCAGCAGCAGUGUCCAGCAGUGCGCCUGCGGCGGCUGUUACUGCCGGCACCACAAGCGCUGCUCCUUCUACAGCAGCUAUCGCUCCUUCGACUCCAGCACGUAUCGGCAUAGCAGGUGUCGCCAACACCCCUUCAACAGGCAGCUCUGCCAGCUCAGCUUCUUCCACGACCGCACGCUAUCCUCCACCUGGUGCCGCAUUGACUUCACCAACACCCGCCACCUCCGCCCUCCCCGCCUACCCACCACGCAACUUUGCAGGAGUACCCAAAGGUCCAGCUAGCAUGCGUGAUUCCGACCCCCGCGCGGACGCCUGGGCAGAAGCACGGGAAGCACGGGAAGCACGGGAAGCGCGGGAAGCACGGGAAGUAAGAGAAGCGAGAGAAGUUCGCGAUCCUCGAGGGGACUACCCACCACCGCGACAUCUGGAGAGAGAUAUGGGUUGGGGUGAGCGUUCGCGUGAUCCUUCCUUACCUGAUCGCGAGGUAGUACGUGGUGGUGGUGGGUGGGGUAGAGACCGACGUGAGCAGCCGCAUCCACGUGAUUCCUACCCCGCGGCAAGAGAGGGCAGGUUCUUUGGUCGAGAUGAUCCCUCAUCCACCAUCCCUCUCUCUGCUGGUGCCGACACUUCAGGUGCGGGAGGGGGGUUGGCUUCUCGACUAGACUCACACCAUUAUGCAGGCUACCGUCGUCCCUCAGCUACAGAAUACGACGAUCUCCCACCGAUCUCGCCUUAUGAUCGUCCUUCGGAUCCGUACAAUAGAGGAAUUGUCGUUAGGGGGAGGGCAAAUGCUUCGGGUGCUGGUGCGGGGGUUAGUGCAGGAGGUGCGGUGAUUAGGGAUGGAAGGGAAGGUGGGUAUAGGGAAUACGAUGAUCCGACACCACCAGGGGUAGGAGGUAGGGGUGGGUUUAGGAGUGGUUGGGGUGGUAGAGGUAGACCUAGAGGAGGAGGAGGAGGAGGAGGAGGAGGAGGAGGGAGGGAUGGAGAAGGGGGCAGAGGUGGAAGAGGGAGGGGUUGGGGGAUGAGGUAA
Molecule: messenger RNA, 5889 nt
Organism: Ustilago hordei
Lineage: Eukaryota; Fungi; Basidiomycota; Ustilaginomycetes; Ustilaginales; Ustilaginaceae
Exons: 1
Coding region: 1-5889 (1962 amino acids)
Molecular function (GO): protein binding
Source: RefSeq, a predicted model, not a curated record